CUCUCUUCUCUCGUGGCUGGGCUGCGCAUGCGCAGUUGCCGCAGCCCUGGAAAGAUGGCGGAGCCGGAGCAAAGAAAAAAGAUCCCUUUGGUUCCAGAAAAUCUCCUGAAAAAGAGAAAGGCUUAUCAGGCCCUCAAAGCCACUCAAGCAAAGCGGGCACUUUUGGAAAAGAAGGAGCAGAAGAAAGGAAAAGAGGUCAAGUUUAAGCGACUGGAAUGGUUCCUGCAUGAUUCCUGGCGGCAACUACGUGACAGGGUGCGCCUCAGACGACUACAUGUGAAACCUCAUGGCUUGGAAGUGCCAGAUAAACAUUCCUUGGCCUUUGCUGUACGCAUCCAAAGGAUUGAUGGGGUGAGUUCAACAGUGCAGAGAACCAUUGCAAGGCUUCGCCUAAAGAAAAUUUUCAGCGGUGUCUUCGUCAAAGUGACCCCUCAAACGAUAAAAAUGCUCCGUAUAGUGGAACCAUAUGUGACCUGGGGAUUUCCAAAUCUGAAGUCUGUCCGGGAACUCAUCUUGAAACGUGGACAAGCCAAGAUCAAGAAUAAAAUCAUCCCUUUAACAGACAACACAAUGAUUGAGGAGCACCUUGGGAAAUUUGAUGUCAUUUGCUUGGAAGACCUCAUUCAUGAAAUUGCCUUUCCGGGGAAGAAUUUCCAGGUCAUCUCAGAGUUCUUGAGUCCUUUCCAACUCUCAGUAGCCCGUCAUGCUACUAAGAAUAGAGUGGGUUUCCUCAAGGAGGUGGGCUCGCCUGGCUAUCGAGGUGAAAGCAUCAAUCAGCUCAUCCGGCAGCUGAACUAAACCCAGAAUAUCUGAAAGCAAAGUGCAUUGGAAGCAUGUGUUUUUGUGUUCUCGGGAUUAUCCAGUAUCUGCAGAGAAGAUUAUUUUCCAUUAUAUCUUCAGAAACCACAAAAGACAGUGAUGUUGCUGGCAGGCACUGGUCAUAGCAGCCCAGUUCUAGGGAAGGUUCCUGUGUGUUUUCCAUAUUGGCUGCAACACCACCUCUGUCAUCACCAAAGGACUCUUGCUGCUUUAGGAAGUCUCACUCUGUCACUUCUAUUCUGGGGUUUAAUGCCGGUGAAUGAAUACCCACCCAAACGUGAAUACAGGACAGAAGUGGGCCAAGCCCACAGGUCAUACCUGAACCUGAGGGUUACUAGGGCCUUGUUUUGGAAAGAACUUGAAAUACAAUGAGAAGAGCACAGAAACAGUACUCAGUUGUCUCUACUAUGAAUCCAUGUUCCAACUUUUCAGUGAUAGCUUUGUAAGCUCUCAGACUUGACUGGCUCUAAGUAUAUCUGAUGGCUUCCUUAUCCUAGCCUGCAACUGGCUUAGUCCUUUUUUCUAGCUCAGUUUCCAACCUGUUCUUGGGUCUAAGAAAGGAAGAACCCUUCCUUUCCCCAGGAAAACAUGCAUACACUCAAAUUUUUAUCGGAAAUUUUAGGUGUUCAGAGCCUCUUCUCAGGGAUCCAUGCAACUUAUGUGAAGUCUUUCAUUAUAAGGAUUGGCCCUACCUUGCUACUCCCCUCUGGUUCAAGGUCCUGCGGAAGGCCAUAGUGUACCAAGGUAACUUCCCCCUUUGAGCCAGUUGGGUGUUUCCUAUUAACAUAAUGGUAGAUUGUUGAGCCCCUGUGUCAUUUUUAACUCAGGGAAAUAAAUGCCUCCCAUUUAUUUCUGGGCUUCAGGAUGGGAUUUUCUGGUUUCUCAAUCAGUCCUCUGAUUAAAACAAAUCAGGAAAGACAACUUUUACACUCCAGGCAAGUUAAUUGGACCCCCUCCUUGCAUAUUCUAGACUCCAGACAUACUCUACAGUGCUGAUGCCAAUACCAGGACUCCUGGAGACGCAAGACCUGAAAAGGGGGUCUGAUCCUGCUGAGGUUUAUCACAAGUGUCCACCCCCAAGUGAGCCUUCCCUCUGCUGCUGUUACUCAGUUGCUUCAACUUGGCAUGGAAGAGUUGGUGAGGGUGCGCCAGGCUUAGGUUAAGGCUGGAAAACAUGCCUGGCCACUGUGUGCCUUGGUCCCUUAAGAUCAGCUUUGCUGCAGUUUUGGCUCAUGGGAUCCUCAAACAUAGCUCUGAGAUUGAGUUAGAGGUAUAACGAUGCCAAGUUAUGAAGUAAGUAAGUAAGUAGGUUGGUUGGCUCAAGAGUUAACCUGCCAGGAAUAGAUGUUACAGAUGUUACUCUUACACUCUAAAGCAUUGUGAAAUCAGAUUACUUUAAAAUGGUGUAUGGAAACCCAGGGUUUAUAUCUCAGGUUUGUCUUAUACUGUGGGAAUGUUUCUGCUCUUGCCUGUAAAAUGGAGCUAAUACAGACUAUACUGUCUGCCUCACGUGGUUGUUAAAAGGAUUAAGCAAAAAGUUUUUAACUUACAAUUCUAUGUAAAAUUAUAAAAAGUAUGCUCUAC
Molecule: messenger RNA, 2403 nt
Organism: Manis javanica (Malayan pangolin)
Lineage: Eukaryota; Metazoa; Chordata; Mammalia; Pholidota; Manidae
Gene: RPL7L1
Product: ribosomal protein L7 like 1
Biological process (GO): maturation of LSU-rRNA from tricistronic rRNA transcript (SSU-rRNA, 5.8S rRNA, LSU-rRNA)
Cellular component (GO): cytosolic large ribosomal subunit
Molecular function (GO): RNA binding; structural constituent of ribosome
Source: RefSeq, a predicted model, not a curated record